UCUAUUUCCAGCCAGUUUCCUGUUGAACGAAGACCAGGGAGUUUAUUUGGAAGACUUUAAUCAUAGUAUCAGUACAGAUAACAAUUGUGUGGGGAAUCUGCGCUGUCGUGUUAUCUGUUCCGGAACUUCGUACAUGGAUGACGGAAAGUCCUUGGUUUCCAUGGAUGUGUGGAAUUCUGGGAACAUUUCUGCAGCUGGAGAUGCUUUUAAUACCGCAGUUACAGUUCGCCUUCCCAUUCAAUUACAUCUACUUGAUAAUUGCUACAAUAAUCAUACUCAUAAUACUGUGUGGAUUCGCCAUGAUGUGGACAGUUAUUUCGGAGAUAGCUAUCAUUGUUCAAGCAAUUCUUGGCGACAGACGAUUCACAUUUCGAAAUGA
Trichobilharzia regenti is the source of this 379-nucleotide messenger RNA. The record is from the annotation of a GenBank genome assembly. NCBI's taxonomy places the organism in Eukaryota, Metazoa, Platyhelminthes, Trematoda, Strigeidida, Schistosomatidae.